UCCUUGCUGAAUUGUGCUUCACUUCCAAUGCAGAUCAGCAACUUUGCAAGUCUUUGGUUCAUCUCCCUCUUCAUCUCUAUCUUCGCCACCGGCAUCUUGGAGAUGAGAUGGAGCGGUGUCGGCAUCGAUGAAUGGUGGAGGAAUGAACAGUUUUGGGUCAUCGGAGGCGUCUCCGCCCAUCUUUUCGCCGUAUUCCAAGGCCUUCUAAAAGUUCUCGCCGGUAUCGACACAAACUUCACCGUCACUUCCAAGGCUUCAGAUGAGGAAGGAGAUUUCACAGAACUCUACAUGUUCAAAUGGACCACACUUCUGAUACCACCCACAACUCUCUUGAUCAUAAACCUUGUCGGCGUCGUUGCCGGAAUAUCAUAUGCCAUUAACAGUGGUUAUCAGUCAUGGGGACCUCUCUUUGGCAAGCUUUUUUUUGCCUUCUGGGUCAUUGUUCAUCUCUACCCAUUCCUCAAGGGUCUAAUGGGCCGGCAGAAUCGAACCCCGACCAUCGUCGUGGUCUGGUCUAUUCUUCUUGCCUCUAUAUUCAGCUUGUUGUGGGUUCGAAUUGACCCUUUCACCACCAGAGUUACAGGUCCAGAUGUGCAGCAAUGUGGAAUCAAUUGCUAGGGAGUAAAUCACCUUCAAAGAAAGGUAAGAUUUGUUUUGUUUAAAUGUGGGUGCUACUUAUUUUAUUCAUGCAUUGUAUAUUUAGAGAUAGAAUGAGUUCCCCUUUUUAAUAUAUUGCCUGUUGUUGCUGUUAAUUAAUUUCCUUGUUUUUGUGUUAAGAACAACUGCAAGAGAUUGCCAAUAAAACUAUUAUUUUAUCAAAA
Dendrobium catenatum is the source of this 821-nucleotide messenger RNA. Its product is annotated as probable cellulose synthase A catalytic subunit 8 [UDP-forming]. Bases 28 to 618 code for a protein of 196 amino acids. NCBI's taxonomy places the organism in Eukaryota, Viridiplantae, Streptophyta, Magnoliopsida, Asparagales, Orchidaceae. The record is from RefSeq and is a predicted model, not a curated record. Gene Ontology annotation, molecular function: cellulose synthase (UDP-forming) activity. Gene Ontology annotation, biological process: plant-type primary cell wall biogenesis; cellulose biosynthetic process. The transcript has a single exon. Gene Ontology annotation, cellular component: plasma membrane; trans-Golgi network.